Molecule: messenger RNA, 1479 nt
Organism: Gymnogyps californianus (California condor)
Lineage: Eukaryota; Metazoa; Chordata; Aves; Accipitriformes; Cathartidae
Product: cytochrome P450 2J4-like
Exons: 9
Biological process (GO): xenobiotic metabolic process; arachidonate metabolic process
Cellular component (GO): cytoplasm; intracellular membrane-bounded organelle
Molecular function (GO): heme binding; oxidoreductase activity, acting on paired donors, with incorporation or reduction of molecular oxygen, reduced flavin or flavoprotein as one donor, and incorporation of one atom of oxygen; iron ion binding
Source: RefSeq, a predicted model, not a curated record
AUGUUGACAAUAAGUCAAGUUCUUACAGCUGUGGCUGUAUUUCUUCUAAUUACGUAGUUUUUAAAGUUGCAACGAGUACGGAGACGGCUUCCUUCUGGACCAAUUGCUCUCCCAAUUUUUGGGACCUUGAUACAGCUGAACUUUCAGUUUAAUCGUGAUGUUCUCAUGAAGCUGGCAAAAAUUCAUGGCAACAUAUUCACCUUGUGGUUUGGAUGGGCCCCAGUGAUCAUACUGAAUGGAUAUCAAGCAGUUAAGGAUGGUAUGACCAUGCACCCUGAAGAUGUUUCUGGGAGGCUAGUGUCUCCUUUCUUCAGAGCAAUGGCCAAAGGAAAAGGGAUUAUGUUGGCAACUGGUCACACCUGGAAGCAGCAGAGGAGGUUUGCACUGAGGACUCUAUGCAACCUUGGUCUGGGGAAAAGAGGUCUGGAGCACCGAGUUCAAGAAGAGGCCCGCUGCCUGGUAGACUUCUUUGCAAAUAUCAAAGGGAAACCCCUGGAUCCUUCUUUCCUUCUUGUUCAUUCCAUCUCAAAUGUAAUUUGUGCUGUCGUUUUUGGACAUCGCUUCUCCAGAGAGGAUGAAACCUUCCAUGAACUGAUUAGAGCCACAGAGCUGCUAAGACGUUGUGGUACCUCUUGCGUGUCACUCCUACAGCUGUAUGAAAUCUUCCCCUGGUUGAUGUGCCGUCUCCCUGGUCCUCAUAAGAAGACAUUGUCUUGCUAUGAUGUCCUGAGCUCUUUUACAAGGAGAGAGAUCAGAAUGCACAUGGAGCGUGGGAUACCAGACGAACUGCAGGAUUUCAUUGACUUUUACCUGGCUCACAUUGAAAAAUCCAAAGAUGAACCCAGGUCUAAGUACAAUGAAGAUAACAUGGUUUAUUCUAUAAAUGACCUUUUCUUGGGUGGAUCAGAGACAACAAGCACCACUUUGAACUGGGGCCUGCUCUAUAUGGUGGCAAAUCCAGACGUCCAAGAGAAAGUGCAGAAGGAGCUGGAUGCUGUUCUGGGUCCUUCCCAGUUAAUCUGCUAUGAGGAUCGGAGAAAACUGCCUUACACAAGUGCUGUGGUUCAUGAGGUUCAGCGCUUCAGCAAUAUUAUCUCAGUUGGCCUGCCCAGAGUGUGUGUGAGGAACACUACAUUGCUCGGCUUUCCCCUCAAAAAGGGCAACAUAGUUCUUCCAAAUAUUGCUUCGCCUUUGUAUGACCAAGAGCAGUGGGAAACACCUCGACAGUUCAACCCUGGUCACUUCUUGGAUAAGGACGGAAACUUUGUGCGCCAAGAAGCCUUUUUACCAUUCUCAAUAGGGCACCGUGUGUGUUUGGGGGAGCAUCUAGCGAGGACUGAGCUCUUUAUUUUCUUUGCCAGCCUGCUGCGGGCAUUCACCUUCCGGCUCCCUGAGGGAGUGACGAAGAUCAACACAGAGCCCAUUUUCGGGGGUACGCUGCAGCCCCACCCGUACAGGGUUUGUGCCAUUCCACGCUAG